AUGUCGAUAGCCACUGAUGUGCACCGUUCCGAGCCUAGUCGAGAAGAUGGGCCUAUCGACAGUCCCAUAUCAUUCCCAGAUCUUGAUGAGCCUCUACCGCCUGUGCUUGAACCUGCGGGUAUCUCAUCUCCUGCCCCCAGUUUUAGAGAGCAAUCGCGCGAACAGAGUGAGGACGAUAGGAGUGGGGCUCUUCCACUUUUCCUGCCGUCGCUGUCAGCAUCACCUGCACCCUCUGACCAUUCUGGUGUCCCACUUCCACCGGAGACGGACGAUGAGGUUUUAAUAGUAGAAUCCGUCCAGCGUGGUGGUUCGCCUUCUAAGAGCCGCGUAGAUUCGUUGGAUGAGGAUCAUGCACAGACAUCACUACGAAGUGUGAAGAGGAAGAAGGGUCAAAGGGUCUAUGUGUUAGUACCACCACCACCUCCUGAGCUUAGGAGGGCUAUCAAGAAACGAAAGCUGGAGGAUCAAGGCAUAGUCUCUGGCUCAGAGGAGGAAGAGUCCAAAUACAAUGAUUUCGAGCAAGCCCUCAUCGCGGACUGCGGAGUCCGAAUGGUUGAGAGACCCUGCCAGUGGAAUGGAUGUGAUGCUCUGAUGAACAGCGGCGAGAACCUCUAUUUGCAUCUCAAGUUACACGUGCAAGAGACUAGCUCUGAGGGGUCCUUUGCAUGCCGCUGGCAGUCAUGUCCUCGGAGAUUCAAGUCGGCAACAGUUUUGGAGAAACACCUACAGAAACAUGCGUACUUCCCUCUGCCAUGUCCUCUUGCAAAUUGUUCAGAUGUUUUCGAUAAACCAGUUGAGGCGAUGGGACAUGAAGUACGGCACCAGCAACAGGAAUCAAUCAAGAAGUUGGAGAUGAAACAGCCCCCAAAGCCUCUCGCGCCAAAAAUACCUCCAAUGCUAGAUCCUCCUCCCAACCGUCUACCAUCUUAUCGUGUGGAACCGAGAUACAUUCGCCAAGCUCAUAUCCCACCUCAACGCCAUGCCGUGAUUGGUCCCUGGGUUCUUCAACACAUAUUUAGCCCUGUCGAACAAAACCUGAGAAAGCAGAACGCACCUAUGCGACUCCGGUACCCGCGCCCCGACGCUCGUCCGGAGAACCUGGAUAACUUGAGGGCAAGACCGGACGAAUAUGACUUCCUGGCAUCACUAUCGACAUCACCAACGCGAACGAUCCGAUACGAGGAUCUUGAUUCUGGGAGUGUGUCACUGGCACUGCUUGACGGGCUCACGCUCUGGGAUACGGAUUCAAAUAGUGAUCGAGAAAAAUCGAAUCCCGAAGGGGAGGGCUCUGAUCCGACAGAGGACAUGGUGAUCAAGGUGCCAGAGGGAGGUGCAUCUAGUUCUGUUCCCAUGGAAGGAUCUGGCAAUUUACCGGUGGGCGAGGCCUCAACCACGAUGGACGGGAUGAUUGGUAGUGAGUGGACUACGGAGGGCGCCGUGGGGGAAGAAGAGGCUGUGAGGAUGAUGUUAUGGGAUUGA
Molecule: messenger RNA, 1479 nt
Organism: Suillus subalutaceus
Lineage: Eukaryota; Fungi; Basidiomycota; Agaricomycetes; Boletales; Suillaceae
Exons: 5
Coding region: 1-1479 (492 amino acids)
Biological process (GO): regulation of transcription by RNA polymerase II
Cellular component (GO): nucleus
Source: RefSeq, a predicted model, not a curated record